Molecule: messenger RNA, 4002 nt
Organism: Melospiza melodia melodia
Lineage: Eukaryota; Metazoa; Chordata; Aves; Passeriformes; Passerellidae
Gene: NKAIN2
Product: sodium/potassium transporting ATPase interacting 2
Exons: 8
Coding region: 53-742 (229 amino acids)
Biological process (GO): regulation of sodium ion transport
Source: RefSeq, a predicted model, not a curated record
CCGCCGCCUGAGUGGGCGCGGCGCGGGACGGCGGCGCGGGGUGCCGGGAGCCAUGGGCUAUUGCAGCGGCCGGUGCACGCUGGUGGCCGUGUGCGGCGCGCAGCUGGUUUCUGUGCUCGAGAGGCAGAUAUUUGACUUCCUUGGUUAUCAGUGGGCACCCAUCCUCGCAAAUUUUAUACACAUUAUUAUAGUCAUUCUUGGCUUAUUUGGAACCAUCCAGUAUAGACCUCGUUACAUAACAGGAUAUGCUGUCUGGCUGGUCCUUUGGGUUACAUGGAACGUGUUUGUUAUCUGCUUCUAUUUGGAGGCUGGAGACCUUUCAAAGGAAACAGAUCUCAUUCUGACCUUUAACAUCUCAAUGCACCGUUCCUGGUGGAUGGAGAAUGGGCCAGGCUGCACCGUGACCUCAGUAACCCCAGCACCAGACUGGGCACCGGAGGAUCAUCGUUACAUCACUGUCUCGGGGUGUUUCCUUGAAUACCAGUACAUAGAAGUGGCUCACAGCUCUCUUCAGAUCUUCCUUGCACUGGCAGGGUUCAUCUAUGCCUGUUAUGUUGUGAAGUGUAUUACUGAAGAAGAGGACAGCUUUGAUUUCAUAGGUGGAUUUGACUCUUAUGGCUAUCAAGGUCCACAGAAGACAUCUCAUUUACAGCUUCAGCCCAUGUAUAUUGCCAACAGUGUGCUCUAUGCUGUACAAGCCAAGAAGCCUAGACAGUCCCUUCAAAACGAAUACGCUUUUUGAACAGAACGGGAUGCUCAUGUACCUCCUUGCAGUGUGGCCACAGCUGAUGUACUCAAAAGCAGCUUCCUGGCAUUCUGUGCCGGAGAUGCCAGUGCUCAUUUCCAGACCAUGGGAGAAGGACACAAUAAGAUGGCGGAAAUCAAUUGUCAAGACAAAAUUCUCCUCAUGGGAGGUGACGGAGGAAGGUCAAAGUAAACAUGGGGACUAUUCAAGGUGGGCUAGAGGACCUGUUCAAAAAUCUCUUUCAGGAUGGCCUCCUGGUUCUUCAAAGAGAAAAGAAAUUCAAUUUUUGUGCUAAAAAUAUUGUAUAAAAGCUGAUUGAACAGUGAGACAGAAAACAACAGAGACCUGCAGCCUCUCUUUCUAACAGGUACUAAAGGAGACGCCCCAGAACCCCUCCUUGAACCUCCUGCCUCUCAGCACCAGAGGGACACAGCAGAGGCAUUGGUGCCACCUUUUGUCCCUUUUUUCCCUUGGCCACCGCCAGCACGGCCCAUCUGGAUUAAGACAUGAACCCAGCCCACUCAGUGCUGUGGGAGCCUCCUCCACACUCCAGGCCACGCUGAGUCUCCUCAGUCAACAACACUGAAACACCAGGAUGACCUUGCAGCAGAAGUCAAUAGACAGCGCAUUGUUUGCCCUGAAGGCUGUACAGUUCAUACUUGCCUUAACCCAACUGCGUUGCACAUUAGAGAAACUACGUGCAAGCUUUCUGAAGUUAACAUGCUGCUGUUAAUUCUGAACGAUUUCUAAGUCAGUGGUUUUCUUCUGUUUGGUUUUGCUUUGUUUUCAUGUCAGGGAAUAAGGCUCUGUUGCUCCAUGGCUCCAGAGCAACCAAGUAGAAAACUGCCAGCUGUCUGAUAAGUGCUUUACUUUUGGGGCUCCACAGUGGUCAAGAAAUAGUUUAUAAUGAUUAAAAAGAAAAAUAAAUAAAGAAAUAACUGAGAACCUUUUGGGGGUCAAGAUGGGGAAAGGGGUAACAGAAACUAAUAAUUGAACCUACUGGAAAUAAGCAGCAGAAACAGUGCUUCUUAAUCCCACUGGUUUUAUUUAUCGCACUGUAGGUGCUUUUAUAGCUAUCUCUAAACAUCUUUUACUAACUACAGAGACAUCUGCAGAUUUCUAUGAACAAAGGCCAACUGAAUAUAUGUACUAGCUAUGUUUACUCUUUUAUAUCUGAUUUCAACUAAAAAUUCUCUGUAAGUGAGCUUUUUUUUUUCUAAUUGCACCAUAAGGGAUCCACAUAUUUUAUUUCUUGAUUUUGGUUGGAGAGGGCAGGGAGGGAUUAGUUGAGUUGAAGAAAUACUGAAGAUCUUUUUGUGGUAUAUUUGGGGGAUCUGUCGUGUGUUAGAACGUGUAUUUUAUCUUCCUGUAUUAUUGUGGCUGAAAAAAACCCUCUGUGCUGUUACGUAGUUGGCAACAAGAUGCCUUUGGGAAUUUUGCUAGUAGGUCAAUGUGUAUAUGAAAUACUCUGAACUCCUAGGAACAUAUGUUUUAUUCUACAUCUGAUCUGUAUUUUCAAGAACGUAGAUGGCUUUCACUAGGAAAACCCAAUAUUUUGCUCAGGUUUUUCAGAAACUUGGAUUGUCAUUGUUUCUUUGCUCAGACCUUGCAUAGACAAACGCACGCACCUACCACACAUGAGGUGACCACGUAGCUUUUGAGGGCAAGAGGGAAGGUCAGCGCUUGGAAAUGCUCAAGGCACCCCUGAGCAAGUCCCUUUUCCCUGCUGGCCAAACCCUUGCUCCAGCGGCCUCACACCACUCACCCAUCCCUGUACAAGCCAGUGCCCUUUGCUGUGUCUGCAUGGAUGUACAGUGUCACAAGCAGCAACUCUGGACAAUGACAGAGGAACAGGCAUUCACCAGUGAAAACAAGAUACGGGACAUGUUCAGGAACUAUACCUACAUUGAUUCAGUGAGAUUUAUAUAGAUAUAGAUAGAUAUAUAUAUAUGUAAGUGUGUGGAGGUGUGUGUAUGUCUAUGUAUAUAAAAUACACAGGACUAACUAUUUUGGGGGCUGCAUCACCCAGGAAGAUUCUGAUGCAGUGGACCAAGGGUUCCCAUCUCAGAUACUGCUGGGAAUUUCAUGCAUGAAACAUGAAUGUCCCCUAGGCCUGAUCCUGUAAGGCAUUCAUUGCUGAUUUGGAUCUCAAAUUUAAAUUUUCAUACUUGAGUAUCUGAAAAUAUGAGUUCCUACUGGGUAGAGAUGCUUUUCACCCCCUGGAAACCCCAUGCAACUUCCAAGUGACAGGCUGAAAUUUCCCAUAACUUGCAAAACUAUAAAAGUUUCUACUUUUCUGUAGUCUUAAAUAUAGCAGAUGUACAGUAUAAAACACAAUGAAGAGGUUUAAAUGGGAUGAAAAUGUCAUAACAGGUUAUUUUAUCUUUCCCUGUAUACCAGUUAAUCAAAAUGAUAUUUCUAUAAAAAUCAUUUUUUAACAUGAAAAGAAACCAGUUUAGGCACCUAAGCAGCAAUCCAAUUUUCAGAAGAUAAUUUUUCAUACCUUUCAGUGAUUUCCCAUGGAACAGCGGCUACUGGUAGUUAGCAAUUUUAGAAGUCAGACGAUUUAAUGAAGUGUCUACACGUAGCUUAUAGGCCUGAUUUUAAAUUAGAAAAUUUUCGCCUUAAUUUCUCUGUGUCUUAGUCUUCCCAUCCAUAAUACGGGAAUAAUAUGUGCCUCACAGGCUUUUUGUGAGGUCUGAAUUGUUAAUGUUUGUAAAAUGCUUAGGAAAUAGGAAGCACAUCUAACUACUAUGGAUUGCAAUAUAAAUGUGUAUUCAUAUAUUACAUAUAGAGUAGAUACACACACUCACAUACACACAGUAUAUAUAUAUAUAUAUAUACACACAUACAUACCUAUAUGAAGUUGUUAUUCAUAACCUUGCUUAAGUUGCAGUUAGAGCACCACCAUUAAAAACGUUAGGACUGUUGACUACUCAACUAAAUGAUUAGUGGACAGAUCUCUUCUGGAAGCAGUUUAGAGCACAGUAAUGUGAGAAUAUCUGGAUGGCAUUUUUGAUUUGUACAGCUGUAUCCUCCUCAAAAUCCAGUAAAGAAUGUUAUUUUUCUAGGCUGGGCUUUUGUUAUAAACUAAAAUAUUCAGAAGGCAAGAGAUACAAUCCAAAUGUGUCUUUUUUUCCUUUCUUUUUGGCAUUUGUUAAUUCUGAAUGUAUUUUUAACAAAAGUGAUUUUUUUGACUUACUAGUGUAAUUUGCAUUUUAAAAAAAAUAAAUGGAAAAAUAUAGGUUUCCAAGCUA